Molecule: messenger RNA, 2704 nt
Organism: Salpingoeca rosetta
Lineage: Eukaryota; Choanoflagellata; Craspedida; Salpingoecidae
Product: ATP-binding cassette sub-family B member 6
Exons: 14
Coding region: 143-2704 (853 amino acids)
Biological process (GO): transmembrane transport
Cellular component (GO): membrane
Molecular function (GO): ABC-type transporter activity; ATP hydrolysis activity; ATP binding
Source: RefSeq, a predicted model, not a curated record
CGAUUUUGUGUGUGCGACAAAAGCAACGUGCACACCACCACAACAGCAAUGCAAGAGCUGCUGUUGCAUUCACGUCACGUCACCACCACACCACACGACCAACUGCUGCACCACGUUGUUUCCUUGAUUUCGCUUCGCAGCGAUGCCGGUUGACUUCAGCUACUGCGGGCACAACGAGACGGUGCUGCCUGCCUGGCAAGAUGGCGGGUUCCGGCCGUGCUUCCUGGCCACAACAGAGUCCAUGACGCUGUUUCUGUUUGCCUUCUUCUUCUGUGGCGUGGUGGCGGCGUGGCCACUGCGCCGUGAGUUUGCACCGGCCAAGUCCGUGCGCUCCCCGCACAUGUACGUGCUGCUUGCCUGCUCCCUGCUCGCCGUUGGCGCAGCCAUGGCGCACUUGGCCAUCGUCACCGUCGGCCACCACGCCGCCGUGCAGUACGUGGUGGUCACCGACACGCUGACGGCGUUUGCGUGGUUCCUGGCCUUCCAGCCCAUCCGCCGCGCCUACAAGGGCAAGCAGCCGCUGCACCUCGUCAACGCCAUCUUCGCCACAGGCGCCCUCAUCUUCUGCGCCAUGGAGGCGGCCUCCAUCCGCUCCGACGCAUACUUCUUCAAGUCUCCGACCAGAAACAACGCCGCGCUGCUGGCCGCGUACUGCGUGCGCGCCGCGGCCGUCCUCGCAUAUGCCGUGCUGGCCUGGUACCUGUGGCUCAAGCACCACUGCACAUGCAUGCAGGGCCGCGCUGCCCGCGAGGGCUACACCGCCAUCAACGUCGACGCCGACGACAUGCCCACCGUCACCACAAGAGGAGCAGGAGCAGGAACAGCGGCGGCGGCGGGACACAAGGGCCAGGACGCGAGCGGCAAACCCACCGCACAUGGUGGUAGCGGUGCGUCUGCUGCCUCCACGACGACGUCGGCGCACCUGCAAGGCACCGUUGACGAGCGGGAGGGCACCACGUUCUCGGACUUUGGACUGCGCAUGCGCGUCAUCUGGCCGUUCCUGUGGCCAAAGGGGAAGCCGCUGCUGCAGCUGCGUGUGCUGGUGUGCCUCGUCCUGCUGGCCCUCGGUCGCGUCGUUAACCUCUACGUCCCCAUCUCCUACAAGCUCAUUGUGGACAAGCUCACGCCAACUUCAGCCAAGUCCAACAUCCACGCAUCAUCACCAUCACCAUCACCGUCGUCGUGGCUGGAUGGCGGCCUGUUUGCUGCGAGUGGCGUGUCAUUUCCCGUUGGAGAGAUCCUGAUCUACGUUGGCCUGCGCUUCCUCAGUGGCGGCGGCUCGGGCGGUAUGGGCGUCCUCAACAACCUCAGGUCGUUUCUGUGGAUCACGGUACAGCAGUACACGUCACGCAUCAGCCGUGUCGACACGUUUGAGCACCUCCACUCCCUCUCCCUCCGCUGGCACCUCAGCAGGAAGACCGGCGAAGUGCUUCAGAUGGUUGAUCGCGGCACGAGCUCCAUCAGCAGUCUUCUCUCCUACGUCCUCUUCAACAUCCUGCCCACCCUUGUCGACAUUGCCAUCGCCUGUGUCUACUUCACCUCCAGCUUUGGGCCCUACUUUGGGCUCACCGUGUUUGUCACCAUGAUGCUGUACAUCUACUUCACCAUCGUCGUGACGGAGUGGCGCACCAAGUUCAGGCGCGGCAUGAACACCCGCGACAACCAGCUCAGGCAGAUGGUACGCCUGUUGCGAGACACGCCCUGUUUGCUCACACACAGACGCUUAUCAUGGCACCAUCAAUUGCCACCACACCACACCCCCCCCCCCUUCUGCGACUGCUGUUAUGGUGUUGCCAGGGUGUGCGAGGGCAGGACAAGCAUUUCGAUUGCACACCGCCUCAGCACCAUCGUCGGUGUCGACCAAAUCCUCGUCCAAAUCCUUCCUUCCCUCACACCCAACAAACACCCACGCUCUCUGUCUCGAUCUUUUCGCGUGUGCGUGCUUCAGUCAUAUGUGGUACAGCUGUAUGCGCCGCUGAACUUCUUCGGCACGUACUACCGCAUGAUCCAAUCAAGCCUCAUCGACAUGGAGAACAUGUUUGAUCUGCUGCAAGUGACGCCGGAAGUCAAGGACGAUCCAAAUGCGGAAGAGCUUCAAGUCAGCACGGGCCGGCAUGGGUGCAGCAUUGAGUUCCGAAACGUUUCGUUCUCCUAUGAACCGCGAAAGUUGACGCUGAAGAACAUUUCGUUUAAAGUGGAGCCGGGCAAGUCGAUCGCCCUCGUGGGAAGCUCCGGCAGUGGCAAGUCCACAAUCAUGCGCCUUCUCUUCCGCUUCUACGACGUUCAACAAGGACAAAUUCUCGUUGACGGGAAGGAUGUGUCGAAGAUCACGCAGCGGUCGCUUCGCGCCAUCAUGGGUGUUGUGCCGCAGGACACCGUUCUGUUCAACGACACAAUCCGGUACAACAUCCGCUAUGCGCGGCCGGACUGCAGCGAGGAGGAGAUUAUCGAGGCCGCUAAGGCCGCAGAGAUCCACAACGCCAUCCUCUCCUUCCCAGAUGGGUACGACACGGUUGUUGGCGAGCGCGGACUAAAGCUCUCUGGCGGCGAGAAGCAGCGCGUCGCCAUUUCCCGCGCCGUCCUCAAGGCGCCGCAAGUGAUUCUGCUGGACGAGGCAACAUCGGCGCUUGACACAGAGACAGAACGCAGCAUCCAGCGCUCCCUCAACAGCUCUAGGAAUAGAGGCCAACCAAGACAGGAAUGA